AUGCCUGCUGAGCACUCGCUAGCGUUGCCGCUGUCGGCCGACUACGCGCAUAACGAACGAGAAGGCUUCUCGUUCUUCUGCACCGGUGGCAGCCGUGGCAGCACAACAACGUUGGACCGCUACCUGGACGAUCUGUGCGCCUUUCUGCGCAGUGCCAGGCUCAUCCAGUCCCACCCGGACAACUACUUCCAGUUCAUCCGCGGCGAAAGGUGGGCCGCGUCAUCUGUGCACUUUGAUCACUCCCCUGUCGAGGCGGAGGAGCUUGCGCACACGAAGACGCUGCUGAGCGCCUUCAAACCACUCUUGCAGGGCGAUGACGCCAUGUCCAAGCUGCGUGCGCUGGUUCGCGAUGGUCCACCAACAGCCGCAGAGCAGUGCGCCGGCGCGCUGGCUGGAGACGUAGGCGCUUCGUCAACCUCGUGGUCGCCAGCCAUUCCCUCGUCCCUGUCCCCACUUCAGCAGUUCUACGCCGCCACACGGCGCUUAAUGCUGGGCCGUGCGCGCCGUGCCGAGAACGACGCCGUCAGUCUUACACUCCUGACGGAGGCUGAGCGGCUGACCAUCGACCGCGACUCCUCCAGCGCACAAGCGCAGCAACAGCACGAGCAGGACAUACUCGACCUCGUCGUUUCGCAGGGCAUGAGCCUGAAGAAGCAGCACGAGGUGCCCAUCAUGCGAAUGUCGAUACGCGACCUGGUGCUGUGCUGCAACGUCGGCGUGGAGCGCACGUCUGCAGCUCGACUGCAGGUCGGAGAACCGGAGGAGGUGAGGGGGGAGGCCGAGAAGCACCGCUGCGGUGCCGUUUCUGCAGUCCGCACAGUGAUCAACAUAGGCGAGGGAAAGGGCUACGUGUCGCGUGCAGUGUCUCUGUGCGAUGAUCUCCAGGUGGUCGGCCUCGACUGCAACCCUGCUCACAAGGAGCGCGCUGUGGAGCGCUUUGAAUCGCUUGUGGAGGCGAGCCUCUCCUCACGCGACGGGCGGCCACGCGUUAAUCUCCUGUACGCGCCACGGGGCCACGUGGCGAGCAUCGCCUGUCGGGUCGGGGAGACGGUGGACUGGGAGUCGCUGCUGCACGGCCAUGUCCGAACGUGCGCAGAUCCGUCCUGCUUGCUCUCCAAGAGCUGCGGUGACGACACCUAUUCGGCCGCGGGGUCUGUCGCAGAGGAUGAAGGCGCCAUCGCCGAGGACGACGCCGUUGCCUCGACGCGCACUCGCGGCGACGAUACGGUGAAGCUGGCCUGCCGAGUCUGUGGCACGGUUGUCCGACAGGACUCCACCACAGCCAUCAUGAAGCACGUCUACAGACAUCUGCACGGCAACAUUGGGGCCAGAGCGGCUUCGAGCGAGGUGCACGCACUCGAUAAGGCGACGGAAACGUCGUCCCCACCACCACCGGACCAGAUGCGCGUUCCGGCGUUGACAGAGGUGCAGCAGUGGAACGCGUCGCUGCCCCAGCACGCGUACGUGGCGAAGCUGACAGAGCACUUCUUCACCGUCACAGACGUUGAGGCACGGCAUCUCUCGGGCCGAGAAGAUGUGACGUUGCUCAAACGUGUCGCCGUUGACGGUGAGGGCGGUGCUGCUCUUCGGGGUAGCUCAAGUAAGCACAUGCCACAGUACCUCACCUUGGCGCCCCGAGCACACGGAGAGGCGUGCGGUGACACAAGCGGGGCCCAGCGGCGGCGCUCGCCGCCGGAGCGCGCAUCUGUCACGCUCGAGCCCGCCUACACUGCUCGUGGCUAUCGCGUAGUGCUGCUGAUGGCUGUGGAAGAGGCGACCGCAUCCAGAGAGCUUCACUCGCUUUCACCAGCCAGUUCCAGCAGUCCGGUUGAUGGAGGAGAGACCCAGGGCGCAGUGCUGACGCCGCCGGCGCGCGAGCGUGACACAGAGCCAGACUUGACCUCUUCCGCUGCCGGGCAACCACCCCAGCUGUGGUCAUACACGCAAGUGCUUGCCACCAUUGUCGGCUACGACGGCGGCGUAGACCGCCACCAGGUGCGUGUCGACCAGGAAAGCAGGAAGCGCACGCUACGGCUCUAUCGCCUGCGGGGGGACGCCACAGCAGCGGCACGGGCGUGCGUAGAGGACUGGCAGCUGCCAGAUGCGGAGACGUGGGGCCGUGAGCGCGUUGCGAUCGUCUUGGCAGUACUGCCGCCAGCCCUUCCCUCCACCCCUGUCGUGUGCGUGCCUAGCGUGCGGAACACAGUCCUCAUUGGUCUGCACUCGUGCGGCGACUUGGGCUCCAACAUGUGCCGCAUCUUCCGCAACAGCUCGGCGCGUGGUCUGCUGCUCGUCAGCUGCUGCUGGCAUGCACUGACGCCGCAUGGCUUUCCACUGAGUCGCGCACUGCAGCGCCGCGGCUUGACAACUAACAGCAUCUCGCUCCUCCUUGCCACGCAGCCGCUGGAUGCCUGGUCGACGGCCUCUCCCGAGGGCCACCGCAGCUCCGCCAAGUUGCUCUUUUUUCGCAGCCUCUUCAAGCUUCUGUGGAGACAGCUGGCAGGGAUGUGGGCGGCCGGGCGGAGGGACGGGUCUGUGCCACGUCCUUCCGCCUGCGCACACAAUGACACCUGGGGCAGUGAUGACACGUGCGCCUUCCCGGACGCGCCGCCGCAUCUCGAGCCUGCCUUUCUUCGACGAAUCUCGCGUGACAAGGACACGCUGACCUUCGCCCAAUUUGUGCAGGCCGUCGCCGCCGAGUACGUCUACUCCGAAUCUUCCAAGGACACCCCGUCCACGCCGUGGAACAUUGAGCGGUGCUGCGCAGUGUGCCGAACGGCGCAGGAGGCGCACGUGCGGUACGUGCUCACGCAGCAGCGUCUGCCUGAGGCGAUGGGGGCAAACUUUGAACAGGAGCACUUCGCUUCCUUCCUUGGUCUGACCGUGCUGCGUAUGUGGAUGUGCCACCUGGUUGAGUCGCUGCUUCUCCUGGAUCGCGCCCUCUACCUGCAUGAGGAGCUGUCCGAGCUCCAUAGCCGUGCAGCAGGGGCACCGGCAGACGAGGCGGAGAGGAGCGCAGUGGCGCUUGUGCCGUUGUUUGACGGCGCCGUGUCGCCCCGCAUGUAUGGCGUCCUUGCCCGGCGUGGCGGGUCGGCGUGCGCCUAA
Leishmania mexicana MHOM/GT/2001/U1103 is the source of this 3105-nucleotide messenger RNA. RefSeq lists its product as hypothetical. Lineage: Eukaryota; Euglenozoa; Kinetoplastea; Trypanosomatida; Trypanosomatidae. The transcript has a single exon. The record is from RefSeq and is a predicted model, not a curated record. Bases 1 to 3105 code for a protein of 1034 amino acids.